Molecule: messenger RNA, 1458 nt
Organism: Mustela erminea (ermine)
Lineage: Eukaryota; Metazoa; Chordata; Mammalia; Carnivora; Mustelidae
Product: somatotropin
Exons: 5
Coding region: 709-1359 (216 amino acids)
Biological process (GO): growth hormone receptor signaling pathway; positive regulation of tyrosine phosphorylation of STAT protein; response to nutrient levels
Cellular component (GO): extracellular region
Molecular function (GO): hormone activity; growth hormone receptor binding
Source: RefSeq, a predicted model, not a curated record
AGUGUGGGGCCGGGGCCCUCUGGAGGUCCGCGUUCAGCACCAUUUGCCUCAGGCCAGACCCAGUGGUCCGAUGGCUGGAAAGGGGGCGGGGGGAUGGUGACAGCAACAGAGGUGGAACCUGGGGCUGAAUUGUACCCAGAAACCCCAGGAUCCUGGGCUGUUCUGGGCGCCCUUUCCCCAAAUACACGCUCUCCCUGGUGGACAGAGGGCAGCUGUGCAGGGAGGAGGAAUAGGAGCAGAGGGGGAGGUACAGCCCUCACAGCACACCUGGCCUACACGGCCCCCCAUUCGGGGACUGGCUGGGUCCUCCUCCCCUGGGCAGACCACCCCAUGAUGGUGCCCUACCACAUCGCACCUGCCACCUGCCCCUGGAAAUGAGGACAGAUUGGGUGGUCUCUGCAGCCGAGACCCUGUGUGCACAGUCCUCAGGGCCGGCGACAGUGGAGAGGCGGAAAUGGCAGGGACGGCCUGGGGGACAUGACCCCAAGAAGAGCGGGAACAGGACAAGAGGGAGGAGGCUCUAAAUUAUCCAUCAGCACAGACCGGCCACUGGCCCAAUGCAUAAAUGUAUAGAGAAAAUAGGUGGGGGCAGAGGGGGAGAGAGAAGGGACCAGGGUAUAAAAAGGGCCCGCAAGGGACCGAUUCCAGGAUCCCAGCACCCAGCUCCCCAAAGCGCUCAGGGUCCUGUGGACAGCUCACCUGGCUGCAAUGGCUGCUGGUCCCCGGAACUCCGUGCUCCUGGUGUUCGCCCUGCUCUGCCUGCCCUGGCCUCAGGAGGUGGGCGCCUUCCCGGCCAUGCCCUUGUCCAGCCUGUUUGCCAACGCCGUGCUCCGGGCCCAGCACCUGCACCAGCUGGCUGCCGACACCUACAAAGACUUUGAGCGGGCGUACAUCCCCGAGGGCCAGAGGUACUCCAUCCAGAACGCGCAGGCCGCCUUCUGCUUCUCGGAGACCAUCCCGGCGCCCACGGGCAAGGACGAGGCCCAGCAGAGAUCCGACGUGGAGCUGCUCCGCUUCUCGCUGCUGCUCAUCCAGUCGUGGCUGGGGCCCGUGCAGUUCCUCAGCAGGGUCUUCACCAACAGCCUGGUGUUCGGCACCUCGGACCGAGUCUACGAGAAGCUGAAGGACCUGGAGGAAGGCAUCCAAGCGCUGAUGCGGGAGCUGGAAGACGGCAGCCCCCGGGCCGGGCAGAUCCUGAAGCAAACCUACGACAAGUUUGACACAAACCUGCGCAGCGACGACGCGCUGCUCAAGAACUAUGGGCUGCUCUCCUGCUUCAAGAAGGACCUGCACAAGGCCGAGACGUAUCUGCGGGUCAUGAAGUGUCGCCGCUUCGUGGAAAGCAGCUGUGCCUUCUAGUUGCCGGGCUUUCCUUUCACCCCGUCCCCACAGCCUCCCCUGACCCUGGAAAGGGCCUCUCCCGGUGUCCACUGUGCUUUCCUAAUAAAAUGAAACUGC